Molecule: messenger RNA, 5739 nt
Organism: Menidia menidia (Atlantic silverside)
Lineage: Eukaryota; Metazoa; Chordata; Actinopteri; Atheriniformes; Atherinopsidae
Source: the annotation of a GenBank genome assembly
CUGAUUUUUUUCUUGUGUUUCUUUGCUCCAGGUGACCGAUGUGAGUUUGACCGGCGGCAGGGCAGGUGCAUGCCUGGCGUGUGCCGCAACGGAGGGACCUGCCGGGAACUGUCCGGCGGGGGGUUCCGGUGUGAGUGCCCCGCAGGAGGCUACGAGCAUCCAUACUGCACCGUCACCGCCCGCUCCUUCCAGCCCAAGUCCUUCGUCAUGUUCAGGGGCCUCAGGCAGAGAUUCCACCUCUCCCUCUCAUUAACUUUUGCCACACUGGAGAGCAGCGGUCUCCUCUUCUAUAAUGGACGCUUCAAUGAGAAACAUGAUUUCAUCGCCUUAGAGAUCCAAGAGGGACAAGUUGUGUUUAAAUAUUCAACAGGUGAAUCAUCGACCCAGGUGAGCCCCUUCCUGCCUGGUGGUGUGAGCGAUGGAAACUGGCACACGGUUCACAUUCAUUACUACAACAAGCCCAAGCGCAGUAUGAUAGGUGAAGCCCAGGGUCCGUCGGAUGAGAAGAUAGCGGUGGUGAGCGUUGAUGACUGUGACACGGCCUUGUCGCUUCGCUUUGGGACGCAGCUGGGGAACUAUAGCUGUGCCGCACAGGGCAAACAGACCAGCAGCAAAAAAUCUCUGGAUCUGACUGGUCCGUUAUUUCUGGGUGGCGUUCCAAAUGUGCCCGACAACUUUCCCUUUGGUGCCAGGGAGUUUAUCGGCUGUAUGAAGGAGCUGCACAUUGACAACAAGGCAUUGGAUCUUGCUGGAUUUAUUGCUAACAAUGGAACACUCCCUGGCUGCAGCGCCAAACUCCCCUUCUGUAAAUCCAACCCAUGUCAGAAUGGGGGCACCUGCAGGGUGAGCUGGGAGACUUUCUCCUGCGACUGUCCCAUCGGAUAUGGAGGGAAGGACUGCAGCCACGUGAUGCCACACCCACACCGCUUCCUGGGAAACGGUGCCCUCUGGUGGGACCUAAAGAACGACGUGACCAUCUCCACGCCAUGGUACCUUGGCCUUGUGUUCAGAACGAGAGCACGAGAGGGGACGCUGCUGCAGGCGCAGGCUGGACAGUACACCAGUCUGCUGUUCCAGGUGGUAAAUGGUCAGCUGGUGUUCUCGGUAACCCGUGGUUCGACCAGACACGUCCGUUUGCGGCUGGAUCAGGUUCAAGUGGCAGAUGGCCGAUGGCACGACCUCCAACUGGAGCUGCGAGACGUUCGCAGCGGUCGGGAGACGCGCUACGUCGCCACUCUGCGGCUUGACUUUGGGCUGUUUCAGGGAACUGUGAUAGUGGGGAAUGAGAUUCAUGGUCUGAAGGUGAAACAUCUGCAUGUAGGCGGAGUGCUGGGCUCUGGAGAGGUUCAGAACGGUAUUAAAGGAUGCAUACAGGGCGUUCGUCUGGGUGUACGUCCAGAUGCCCCCGCCCUGCCUCGCCCUUCUAGGGCGGUCAAAGUGGAGACUGGCUGUAAUGUUGCCAACCCCUGCCUCUCAUCCCCCUGUCCUCCUCACAGCCGCUGCAGUGACCUAUGGGAGCGGCACGCCUGCAUAUGUGAACCUGGUUAUUAUGGGAAAAGCUGCGCUAACGCAUGCCAUCUGAACCCGUGUGAAAACGAGGCUCAGUGUCACAGGAAGCCCAGCUCCUCUCACGGCUACAGCUGCGACUGCGGAGACAACCACUACGGCCAGUACUGCCAGCACAGGAUUGAUCACCAGUGUCCCAGGGGUUGGUGGGGCUCUCCAACCUGUGGGCCGUGUAACUGUGACACCAAUAAAGGCUUUGACCCCGACUGCAACAAGACCAUUGGACAUUGUCAUUGCAAGGAGUUUCACUACCGUCCUCGAAGCUCUGAUACCUGUCUGCCAUGCGACUGCUACCCAGUGGGCUCGUUCUCGCGGUCAUGUGACCCCGAGACGGGCCAGUGUCAAUGCAGGCCCGGUGUGAUUGGUCGACAGUGCAACGCAUGUGACAACCCCUUUGCUGAGGUCACAAAUUCAGGAUGUGAAGUCAUUUAUGAUGGCUGUCCAAAGACCAUCACUCAGGGGAUAUGGUGGCCUCGGACCAAGUUUAACCUGCCUGUUGCAGUACCCUGCCCCAAAGGAUCCGUCGGAGCAGCCAUCAGACACUGUGAUGUGGAGAGAGGGUGGCUGGAACCAGACCUUUACAACUGCACCUCCCCCCCAUUUGUGGAGCUCAGCAUUGCUCUUGAUUCCCUGGAGCGUAAUGAGACAGAGCUGAACACCAUCAUGGAGAAGAAGCUUGCUCACCAGCUCCGUGAUGUUACCGAGGCGACCACCCGCCUCUACGGCAACGACUUGCAGAUAGCUGAGCGACUGCUUUCUCGCCUCCUGGCAUUUGAGACCCAGCAGAGUGGGUUUGGACUCACUGCAACCCAGGACGCACACUUCAAUGAGAACAUCCUGCGUGGCUGCAGCGUGCUGUUGGGUCCCAGUACCUCUGGGCUGUGGCGGGCUCUCGCUCAGAGUCAGAGCCACAACUUGGGCGGCGGUCCGGGCGAGCUGACGGAGCUGCUGGAACAGUACGCCCAGAAUCUGGCCCAGAACAUGAAGCUCACCUACCUCAACCCCGUGGCCUUGGUCUCCCCCAACAUCGUCAUGAACCUGGACCGUGUGGAGAACCACACCCACGUGCGGCGCCGUUUCCCGCGCUACCACACCACCCUGUUCCGUGGACAGGCUCUGUGGGAUCCCUACACCCAUGUGAUAGUGCCUCCUGCUGCCCUGGUGCCACAACGACAGCAGCAGAACUACUGGAAGGAGAAAGAGCGCACAGAAAAAGAACCUUCAGCCCCUCAGAGCGCCGGCUCCGCCCCCGUCAGUAUCUUUGCCAAUCAGACCGGAGAAUACACGGCAGCCAAACGCAGCGUUUCCCUGCCCGAGCCACCCAUCACCAUCGUCAUCAUGUUGAUCUAUCGAAGCCUGGGCGCUGCCCUUCCUCCCAAGUACCACGCAGACCGGAGAGGAGUGAGGCUUCCCAGACAUCCAGUAAUGAACUCUCCAGUGGUCACUAUCUCUGUUUACAACAACCAGACAUUUGUGGGUGGUCAUUUGGACCAACCCAUCCUUCUGGAGUUCAAGCUGCUGGAGACAGCCAAUCGCAGCAAGCCUCUGUGUGUGCAGUGGAAUCACAGCAGCCCGCAUGAGAUAGGGGGCUGCUGGACGGUGAAAGACUGCAUCGUGGUCUACAGGAACACCUCUCAUGUCCGCUGCCAGUGCCAGAGACUGGGAACCUUUGGUGUGCUGAUGGACAGCUCACAGCGAGAGCAGCUGGAAGGGGAUCUGGAGACGCUGGCCCUGGUCACCUACUCCUCCCUGUGCUUGUCCAUGCUGGCCCUGCUGCUGACCGUGCUGGUGCUGUCCUGCCUCCGGGGCCUGAAGUCCAACACCAGGAGCAUCCACUCCAACACGGCAGCGGCCAUGUUUUUGUCGGAGCUGGUGUUCUUGCUUGGCGUCAAUCAGACCGAACAACAGUUCCUUUGCACGGUUGUUGCCAUCCUGCUGCAUUACUUUUUCAUGUCCACUUUUGCCUGGAUGUUUGUGGAGGGUCUUCAUAUCUAUCGGAUGCAGACGGAGCAGCGCAACAUCAACUAUGGAGCCAUGAGGUUCUACUAUGCCAUCGGCUGGGGCGUGCCUGCUAUUAUCACAGGCCUGGCAGUUGGUUUGGACCCAGAGGGUUAUGGGAACCCGGAUUUCUGUUGGAUCUCGAUCUAUGAUAAGCUCAUCUGGAGCUUUGCCGGUCCUAUCGCCAUCGUCAUUCUGAUGAAUGGAGGGAUUUUCAUGAUUGUGGCCAAGAUGUCCUGUAACCCGUCUCAGAAGGAGACCAAGAAACUUCCUGUCAUUGCUACUAUCCGGAACGCCUUCUUGCUGUUGCUGGUGGCCACCUCUACCUGGCUCUGUGGCUUGAUGGCUGUAAACAACAGUAUCCUGGCUUUCUACUACAUAUUCAAUGUCCUCUGCCUUGUGCAGGGUCUGUCGGUGAUGCUGGUCUUCACUGUGUUCAACUCAGAGGUUCAGGAGGCCUGGAGAGUCGCUUGUUUGGGGAAGAAGAGCCCCGGAGAAGACCCCCCACGGCCCCCGCAGAACACAGCUCAGAACCCCUAUCACAACCCAUCUCUGCUGGAGCAGAGCGGGCUGCACCGCAUCACCCUGGGAACCUCCACCAUCUCCUCUGUCAGCUCAGCCAGGGAAAAUCUUUUGGCUCGUCAGACCCUGGAACAAAACAUUGUCCAUACAGGGGCAACAGACCUGGAUGUCGCCAUGUUUCAUAGAGAUGGAGGCGAGGAUUCGGACUCAGACUCGGACCUCUCCAUGGAGGAAGAGCGGAGUCUUUCCAUCCCCUCGUCUGAGAGCGAGGAUAACGUGCGUCUCCGUGGACGCAUCCAGCGUAGAUUCAAACGCUCCAAUCACAGCGAGCGUCUGCUCACAGAACCGACUAACAACGGCACCAAAGCAGACCUGGAUGGCAAUGAUCUUUUGUCCUACUGGCCCGCUUUAGAGGAGUGUGACACACACACCUUGCAGAAGUGGGGCUCGGAGCGCCCCCUGGGGUCAGAUUACAGCAAGGAUGCUGCCAAUAACAACCAGCUAGAUGCAGCGCUAACCAGCGGGGAUGAGAAUGGCCUCACUCAGCCACACAGACAUCGCAAGGGUAUCCUGAAGAAUCGACUUGGCUGUCCUCCAACGCUCCAGGGAAUUUCCACCAUGGGACGAGUCCCCAGUGAGCUCAACUGGUACCGAACCUCCACUCUUGGCCACAGAGGCGUUCCAGCAGCCUCUUAUGGCCGGAUGUACUCUGCCACAGCCGCCGCCAGUGGUGGCUCCGGCUCUCUUUCCCAGCCGGCAUCGCGCUACUCCUCCAGGGAGCACCUGGACUCACUGGCCAGGAGGCAGUUUUCCAGGGAUCCACUGGGAAGGCAGACUGUUGGGGGUUCGAGGGACCGGCUAGACUCUCGGGGUUCCAGGGACAACCUGGAUCUCUUACCCAGGAGGAGAGAGCUGGGACUGGGGCAAGGGGUGGGGCUCGGGGGCCUCGAUCACCAGCGGAUCUCCUCAUCCAGGGAGAACUUGUCGGGAUCCAGGGACAGAUUGGACAACCACCAUGUCAGCAGUUUUCACGCCUCAAGGGAGGAUUUAAGUGGAAAUGGGGGCGCUAUCGGAAUGGAGGGCUACCUCAGCGGGUCGAGGUCGCAGCUGAACACGCUGACCCGGCGACAGGCCUCGUCCCGUGAGCACCUCGGGGGGGCGCUGAUGAGCAGUCGGUCCCGGGAGCAUUUGGAGCCCAACGGUUUGGGAGCUGGGGCUCAGCCGUGCCGGGAGUGGCUCCGCACCCUGCCGCCUCGGCAGCCCUCCCACCCGGACCAGCCUCCGUCCGCCUCCCCCCCUCCCCCGAUCUCCGAGGAGCCCCAGCAGGAGCAGCUACCUCCUCCGUCUCACAUCAGGGGUCGCCUGGACUCCGCACCUUCGUGUAGGUAUCCCGGUCAGACUGUCCCUCAGGUGGCGGGCUCGAGUCCGAACCCCCUGGGUCGACAGCCCUCCAGUGAACACCUGGACAUUCUGUCCUCCAUCCUGGCGUCCUUCAACCCCUCAGUCCUUACUCCUCCCCCCGCCGCCUCCAACCCCGGUCCCAACGGCUCCAUCCACGGACCCUCCCCCUCCCCGCCUCAGUCCGCUACGUCCUACAGCAUAUCUGAAGUCUCCCCUGACUCAGAAGCCAACAGAAGCGAGGGACAGUCUUGA